Messenger RNA from Penicillium coprophilum, 582 nucleotides. RefSeq names its product DNA-directed RNA polymerase III subunit RPC25. Gene Ontology annotation, cellular component: RNA polymerase III complex. The transcript has 7 exons. Gene Ontology annotation, biological process: transcription initiation at RNA polymerase III promoter; DNA-templated transcription. The record is from RefSeq and is a predicted model, not a curated record. NCBI's taxonomy places the organism in Eukaryota, Fungi, Ascomycota, Eurotiomycetes, Eurotiales, Aspergillaceae. Bases 1 to 582 code for a protein of 193 amino acids.
AUGUUUAUCUUAACCACCAUAUCGGACUUGAUCCAGAUUUCGCCCGAGGAUUUCUCGAAGUUCAGUGCAGUUGCACUUGAAGACAAUAUCAAUGCAAAAUACGCCAAUAAAGUCAUCCAAAAGAUUGGCCUUUGCAUCAGCUUCUAUGACCUACUUGAGUCUUCUGAUGGCCUGAUUGGUCACGGAACUGGGUUGGUCAACGUCAACGUUAAAUUCCGCAUGAUUGUCUUCAGACCCUUCAAGGGAGAGAUCAUGCUAGGGAAAAUUUCUAGCGGCACAGAGCAUGGAAUCAAGAUUGGCAUUGAAUUCUUCAAUGAUAUCCUUAUCCCGCCGCAGAUGCUCAUGGAAAAGUCCCGCUUUGACUAUGCCGAGCAGGUAUGGAUCUGGGAGAGCGAAGGCGGAACUGAAUUCUUCUUCGAUGUAGGAGAAGUUGUUCGAUUCCGUGUUGAAUCAGAAGAGUGGCAUGACCAAAUCCCGAAUGCACCAGAUGUUGUGGAUGAAACACCACAGGAGAGGCGCCCUCCGUAUUCCAUUCUUGGCUCUAUGCAAAUGGGCGGAACGGGACCCAUCACAUGGUGGUAG